GGAUAAGAGGAGGGGGAGCGCUGCUACCUAUCUCCCCCCAUCUCAUGCACUCACACAGUAUGGAAAGUACAGUGCUAGGCGGCUGCAGUAUCCUAAUAAUCCUGAGCACAAAGUUACAGCACUACGCCUGGUCCUACUGAGAGGACAUCACCUAGAGAUAGAGAAGUGGCCUGUCCACACAAGAGGACAAGACAGCAGCAGAGCCCAGGAUGUACGACUAGACCAGGACACAUCAUACAAGGAGAUAACCUGCAGCAGCAGCCCCCCACACAUCAGCAGCUUCACCUCUAUGAGGACAGAGCUUCUACCUCUUCUCAAAAGCCACAUUCUUGAGUCCCCAGCAGGACUAUGAAUGGAUACGGUUCUCCCUACCUGUACAUGGGGGGCCCAGUGUCACAGCCCCGAGCCCCUCUACAGAGAACCCCGAAAUGUGCCCGAUGCAGAAACCAUGGGGUCCUCUCCUGGCUCAAGGGCCACAAGCGCUAUUGCCGCUUCAAGGACUGUACUUGUGAGAAAUGCAUCCUGAUCAUUGAGAGGCAGCGGGUCAUGGCAGCACAGGUGGCCCUCAGGAGGCAGCAGGCCAAUGAGAGCCUGGAGAGUCUAUUACCGGACACUCUCAGACCGAUGCCAGGCUUGCCAGCUUCUCUGCCCGCAGACACAAGUCAACCAGCCUCCCGGCCUGGAGACAUGACCAUCAGGUGGACACAGGAGCCGUCUUCUACCAUGCAGCUGCCCGGGAAGACAGAUCUGUCAGAUGAGAGAUUAGGUGACAGCAGUGGAACAGAAAAUGGUGAAAGCUACAGUGACAAAGAUACAGAUCAAAGGUCUCCCCCAGAUGUGAAGCCUUGCUGUACCCCGGAAAGCCCUGAAGUUGUGUCGGUGGAUGAGUCGGGCUAUUCAGCACAGAAGAACUGCAGUAGUGCUGAAAGUACAUCAGAUAGCCCCAAGUACCAGGCAGAGCAUAGCCAUCUUAUUAUUGAGGGUUCUUCUGGUACAGUGUCUUUGCCAUUUAGCUUGAAGUCCAAUAGACCUCCGCUUGAGGUACUUAAGAAAAUAUUUCCAAGCCAGAAACCUACUGUGUUAGAACUCAUCUUGAAAGGAUGUGGGGGGGACCUUGUUGGGGCUGUAGAAGUUCUUCUAUCAAGCAGAUCUAUGACUGGAGAGAGAACUGCAACUGAUCCAGAUGCCAUUAUGUUACCUUCUAAUGGUCACCUUUUUGAGCAUACUCUUGGCUCAUAUCCAUUGCCUUCCUCCAAAUGGUCAGUAGGAUCAGCCUUCAGAGUACCAGAUACACUGCGUUUCUCAGCAGAUUCAAGCAAUGUGGUUCCCAAUCCUCUCGCCGUACCCUUGCAGCAUCCCUUCCCACAACCACCCCGGUACCCACUACUACUGAGGAACACUUUAGCGAGGAACCAGUCCAGUCCCUUUCUACCCAACGAUGUCACUCUGUGGAACACAAUGACUCUGCAACAACAAUACCAACUUAGAUCUCAGUAUGUCAGUCCCUUUUCUGGAAAUUCCGCCAGUGUCUUCAGGAGUUCACCAGUCCUUCCGCCUAGACCUCCUGAAGAUCCCAGAAUCCCAGGCUCUGAGGACAGUUGCUCGAUUGUAGUAAAGCAGCCCAUUUACACAGAGGAAGACUAUGAGGAAAGAUCCGAUUCAGCUGACUCUAGAAUACUCAACAGUUCUUCCUAACAGACAAUAAUUGUACACAGAGUGGCAUAAGAUGGCGAAAGAGAAAUUUUAUUUAAUAGGACAAUUUAUAUUGCACUUAUGGAAGCAAUAAAUAGUAUAUACUCUUUAUUUUAUUUUUACUUUUAUUUUUGCUGUUGGACUGUGUAAAUAAUAUUUGGCUAGAUCACCUACCAGAUAUUUAGAAUUAUGUUAUGAGACUGAGGAUAUAUAUAUUGUAUUCUAGUAUGGCAGUUUACAAGGGUCAAUUAAAUAGAGACAAUAUAUGCAAAAUCAGCAUAUUUUCAGCUAUAAGUAUCGAUAAUCUGUAAUAGAUGUUAAGAGACAGAUACAAAAUAUGUGAAUUUUGCAGAUAUCCUCAGUCUGUUCAUAGCGAAAUAAACAUAUGUGAUGAUAAUAUAAUACUCCGAACAAUAUGUGAACUGCAUGAAAUGUAUUGUUAAAUGAAGCCAGGAUUGAACAUUGUCAGGUUAAUGUAGCAUGCUAAGGACUCUACAUGAAAUAAAAAUGAUGAUGAGCAUGUCAUUUAUACUUGUAGUUUGUCAAAUGAAAUUAGCGCACACUUAUAAACAAGCCAUCUGCAUGCUGGGACACUCCAUCACUCAACAAGUGUAUUCACGGAAGCAGGGCGGAUGUGUUGAUAAUGUAUUCCAGCUUUCUUUUUGUUUUGUUUAAAUAAAGUUUGUUUGAAAACAAAACGGUAGUUCCAAAACACAUUAAAAUAUAUUUUAGAAAUGAUAUGGGAUUUUUAAGAAGAGGUAAAUUAGAAGAACAAGUCCUAGAGAGACUUGUACAAUAACAAGACACAGCAAAUAAGUAUAACACGACCUUUACGGUUCAAUAAUAAACUUAAAUCUCAUUACGUAUUGAGACCAUAGCCUAGA
Messenger RNA from Hyla sarda, 2576 nucleotides. It is a transcript of the gene DMRT3, whose product is annotated as doublesex and mab-3 related transcription factor 3. Lineage: Eukaryota; Metazoa; Chordata; Amphibia; Anura; Hylidae. Gene Ontology annotation, biological process: regulation of transcription by RNA polymerase II; male sex differentiation. The transcript has 2 exons. The record is from RefSeq and is a predicted model, not a curated record. Gene Ontology annotation, cellular component: nucleus. The coding region runs from base 349 to 1695 and encodes 448 amino acids. Gene Ontology annotation, molecular function: DNA-binding transcription factor activity, RNA polymerase II-specific; RNA polymerase II cis-regulatory region sequence-specific DNA binding; protein binding.